CUUUCUCAUCUCACAUCCUCAAUCAUAACUUCUUGUCACAGACCAACCAUAAAUAGAGAGGGAUACUGGGAGAGAGAGAUGGAGACGUUUUGCAGAGUAUUAUCUUGCUGUUUUAAGACACAAGAGAGAGAGUGAGGUAGAGAGCUUACUGCUAAUUCUGUCUUGAUCAAAUAAGAGAUCAAGAAUCUUGUUGUUUGAAAGCAGACAAAAAGAGAGAUGAUGGGUGUGAGUUAUAACGUAGGAGAAGUAGCUCCAUUUGUAGUGAUGGUGAUAAUGGAAGGUUGCACUAUAGCACUGACCAUUAUGGCCAAGACGGCCAUCUCCGGAGGGAUGAGCCCUUUUGUAUUUGUUUUGUAUACAAAUGCUCUAGGUUCUAUUAUUCUCUUCCCUUGUUCCUUCUUGUUUCACAGGGAAAGGGUUGAACAGCUACUCUUCACCUUACCUCUUCUCUUGCGACUCUUCUUCUUGGGUUUCACAGGGAUAGCUUUGUCUCAGAAUCUGGCAUUUGUGGGUCUAAGCUACAGUUCACCAAUAGUUGUAUGUGCAAUGGGCCUUCUGAUCCCUGCCUUUUCCUUCAUUCUUUCCAUUAUUCUCAGGAUGAAAAAGCUGGAGUGGAGUAGCUCAAGUUUCCAAUUCAAAGUGCUUGGCACCUUGAUAUCAGCCAUAGGAGCAGUGAUAGUAGAACUUUACAAGGGUCCAUAUAUAAGAGAAGCUUCAUCUUCGUCUCUUAAACUCAAGCAGAAACAGCACCUAUUUGUUUUCUACUCAGCACCAGACCGCUGGGUUCUUGGUGGUUUAUUGCUUGCAGCUUCUUGUUUAUGUAAUUCAAUAUGGAAUGUUAUCCAGUUGGGAACUGUGAAACAAUAUCCCCAAGUGAUGAAAAUAGCCUCUUUUUAUAGCUUAGCUGGGACUAUUCAAUGUGCAAUCUUCUCUUUGAUUGUAGAAAGAGACUUGAAUGCUUGGAAGAUAAAGCAUAACAUGGAUCUACUUCUCAUUGUUUUGACAGCAAUCUUUGGGAGUGUUAUUCGUAGCAGUGUACACAUCUCGUUUACACGCAUGAAGGGCCCUUUUUACGUCCCCUUGUUUCAGCCAUUUAGGGUUUUUUGGGCAACCUGUUUUGGCGUCAGCUUCUUCGUAAAUAGCCUUCACUACGGCAGUGUGAUAGGAACAGUAAUAUGUGGAAUGGGAUAUUACACAGUAACAUGGGGACAAACGCGAGAAGAUGAAAAACGCAAAAACUUUGACGUUGAAAGAGCCAAUUCUUCUGAGGAAAAGGUCCCUCUUCUGCAACAAGAUGCAGAAGUCUAGAAGUUCUAGGCAAUUAAAAUACUUUAGAAGAGCUCUUCUGCAAAGAGUCUUUCAUAAAUAGAAGUUGGAGGCAGGUACAUGGGGAUCUGCAGCAGCCUCGUUCAGCAAAUGUACAUUUUCUUGUGAAUAAAUUAAACUUGUAAAAAUUGGAAAACCAGUGUGCUGUAUUUUUGGACAUUUGAAACUGUUCUUUUAUUUUCUUGAUUGCUUGGAAGAUGUUUUUGAAUUUUCAAGUGAUUCUACAAGAUAUAUUAAUUAAUUUCUUCGUCUUGUUUUA
Manihot esculenta (cassava) is the source of this 1585-nucleotide messenger RNA. RefSeq names its product WAT1-related protein At1g70260. Lineage: Eukaryota; Viridiplantae; Streptophyta; Magnoliopsida; Malpighiales; Euphorbiaceae. The coding region runs from base 217 to 1308 and encodes 363 amino acids. Gene Ontology annotation, molecular function: transmembrane transporter activity. The record is from RefSeq and is a predicted model, not a curated record. Gene Ontology annotation, cellular component: plasma membrane. The transcript is spliced from 8 exons.